AGGGGCCGUUGUGUGACAUAGUGAGGUGACUUCAGCAGAGUCUCAUGUCAUCGCUGGACUUGAUGAAAACAGAGUGUUUGGCAUCAGGGACGCUGUCCUCCGCUUCCAUCAAGAGGAGACUCAUCAACAAGAGGAGGGUCGCUCCGAGGGCGCAGCAGGAUGCCGACAGCGACUGUCAGCUGUGCAGGUGUUCCAUAUUUCCCCUGUCUGGCAGUAGUCGCACUGUUCGUCGGAUUCUGACAGCCUGCCUCCUCUCUUUUCUGGCCCUGCUUGGAUCUGUAUCCAUUGACCUCAGCUCAAACUUUGACUUGCUGCACACUACAGAAGCUGCUUAUGACGAGCUGACUUCCUGCAGGACGAUAGCAAUCCUACAGUUGGUCAGUAAGCUUCAAAAGAUGAGACAUUUAUUCACCAAAAAUAUGGGAAAUGAGACAUUGGAGGUUGUGUUUCCUGUGUUCAGUUCUCUCUGUGACGAGAUGGUGGGUCACAGUAAUGGCCAUGGGCUCCCUUGCAGUAUUGAGUUGGUUGGAUUUUGCCAGGAGAUAACAAGGAAUGUUCAAGGAUUUCUAAAUGAUUCAUUGGCUACAAACACAAGUGAAAAUGGUACUGCUUACUCCUUGGCCAUCAGAAGACUUCUUGACAUCUGGGGUACAGUCGAAGAUACUGUAGUCAAAGUCAAACAGGAUUUUAACUGGAGAGAUGUACUGUCUGCAAGACUUCUGGUAACAUUCAUAGAGCUCAACUACCAGUUAAUGGACUUGCGCCACAUGGCAGCUCACAGUGACUUCCAGUACAAGUGGACUCAUGUACUGAGCUACCUUGGUUUUGCAAGGGUUUUGACAGAAAGAUUGAAUGACUGCUGGUUAGAAAAUAUAGACUUCAAGUUAAACUCAAGCCAGCAAGUAAAACAUUCUUAUAUUUUCAACACAAGUUUGUGGCAGAUCUCUGGAGGAGGAACCGAGCUUCUGUCUGGGUCACACACUGGAGUUGAAGCUUUGACAAACACUCAGCAGUGCUUGUUUGACCGUGCAGUGCCAGCUCUCAGGUUGGCAUCACGAUCUGUGUCGUCAGGGCUCAGUAUGAGGGUCUGCUUGCUGGCUAUAGCCUGCCUCAUCUAUCCAGUGGUGAUGUUGUCUUUCAAGCAGAUGACCGAGUGGAUACAAGACUAUGCCAAGACUUUGAAGGAGAAGACUGAGGACCUGAAGCGCCAGAGGCAGCUGGCCGAGGAUCUGCUGCACCAAAUGCUGCCCAAGUCAGUCGCCAAGCAACUCCGCCAGCACAGACAUGUUGAGGCUGAGAGCUACGAAAAGGUGACCAUUUUUUUCUCAGACAUCGUGGGCUUCACUUCCAUCUCUGCGUCCUGUACUCCUCUGCAAGUGGUGGAGAUGCUCAACAACCUCUACAUGUGCUUCGACACACGCAUCGACUCCUAUGACGUCUACAAGGUGGAGACGAUAGGGGAUGCGUACAUGGUGGUGAGCGGCCUGCCUGAAAGGAACGGGGACAGACAUGCUGACGAGAUCGCCAAGAUGUCUCUGGAUCUGGUGGCAGCUGUCAGACAGGUCUCCAUCCCUCACAUGCCCAACCAGAGGCUGCAGCUCAGAGCUGGCAUCCACACAGGUCCAUGUGUGGCAGGAAUAGUAGGCUACAAGAUGCCAAGAUACUGUCUGUUUGGGGAUACUGUCAACACGGCCUCAAGAAUGGAGUCCACCAGCCUGCCUCAGAAAAUCCACGCCAGUUCAGAAACUUACUUGGCCCUUAUGAAAGACAAUGCCUAUGAGCUGCAGCUCCGUGGAGAGAUUGAGGUCAAGGGUAAAGGCAAAAUGAACACGUACUGGCUGGUUGGCCAUAAGAACUACAGCGUGCAGAACGACAGUCUGGUUUGUCACUGGAAUCCCAACAUGGCCAGAAAGAAGAAGACAGCGGCAGGCAGUGUGGUCUCUGUGGGCAACUCAUCAGUGACUGUCCAGAGCCUAAGUGAGAACGCCAACUCCCCAGUCUCCAUCCCCUCAGCAGUGGUGAGCCAAACCCCGCAGCAUCCUCAAACAGACUAACCCGGGCUGAGCGUGGCAGCUCAGAUGGAGUCCCACAGCAACUACGAUGUUGGGGCUGCAGGGAGGAGACGAGAGCCCUCUACCAUCCACCACCACCACCACCAUCAUCCAUCUGCCAUAUGUAACCAGCUCAGGACUUCAGUUACCAUGACAACAUCUAUCAACCGAUGAGAUUAGUUUGUAGUAGAUAGCGUAAUACUUGCUAAAUAAUGUUAUUGCUUGUCACCUUAAAGUCCAACUCAACUAGGCUUAUUUGAUCUCUGCAUUGUAAAACAGUUUGUUUUUUGUGGUGUGUACAGUAUGUAUUUGUUUGUAUAUUUGUCUGUAUGUUUCCUUUCUAUCGUGUCUUAAAAGUGAUCAUUAAAAUAAAAGUUACUAACUUCC
Molecule: messenger RNA, 2438 nt
Organism: Larimichthys crocea (large yellow croaker)
Lineage: Eukaryota; Metazoa; Chordata; Actinopteri; Sciaenidae
Product: soluble guanylate cyclase gcy-37
Exons: 8
Coding region: 45-2054 (669 amino acids)
Biological process (GO): intracellular signal transduction; cGMP biosynthetic process; receptor guanylyl cyclase signaling pathway
Cellular component (GO): plasma membrane
Molecular function (GO): guanylate cyclase activity; peptide receptor activity; adenylate cyclase activity
Source: RefSeq, a predicted model, not a curated record